AUGGUAUUCGCCUAUCGCACUCGAGGAUUUGGACCCGUUGGGAUUGAGCAUCAAGAUUCGUCUGCGCAGAAACAUCAAGGGCAUUCAUCCGCCAAGCAGGGACGAUUCCCAUUGCACCCUUCAGCAGCAACGACGAUGUCUCUCGGUCCCAUCUCUACCCUAGGAGUGUUCUGCAUUGUCGCUUUGCUGGCUUGUGUCGCGCAGCAUCUCGAUACUCAGACACCGAACUAUGGUCCCUUCGGAAACCUGCUUGCUACAUACAUGCGCCACGGAGGACCUAGCAAAACUACUCGACUUGCAGCCGCUGUUGCUUCAGGGAGUAUGUCGUCAUCAUCUUCUGCUUCGAGGAUGAAUGAAGAAGGAGUUGUACAACAAGGAGUGGCCACGACAGCAGGUGGCACUGACCAUCUUCAAGGAGAGACAGCGCUGAUGCGUCAGAAAACUUCCUCUACUAAGAAGUCCUCACCAUCUGCGUCGUUCUCCACGAAAGCUACACUGACACCCGAACAACGAACUGCGGCACUUCGUGAGCGACUGCGCAACGUGCGCUUGCCUGCGGCGCCGAAAGACGGGCCAUGGGUUCCGAUCUUGCGCAUGAUUCGAGGACUCGAAUCUGGCGUGCGUGAGCUUUUUCGCAUGCUCACUGGAACCAUCAGUGCUGAUUCGGCGAGGCGAAAAUUGUUGAUGUUAUGGUUUGGUUGUUUUUAUUUCCUGUUCAGUCACAUCAGACACAGUGAUAACUAUUUUCAGUAGGACUAACGCUAAAUUCAUCGUCAUCGAGCACACAGUUUAAGUUUUUAUUCAAUGUCUUUUCUCUAAAAAUUGCGUCUGCGGAUGAGAUAUGAAUCUCUCUCGCGAUCUCGGAAAAACGACUCUUCUUCUUGUAGUACUAGAAGACCCACAAGCGAGCCUUCAAGCGCACGAGUUGGAGGAAGGGCGGGAAUAUUUGUCUUGUUGGAGUUUCCAGCCUAACUGAAGAAAAGGAGAAGACAACAAAUUGAAGCCUAAAGUACUGCAUAGAGAUAGCACAUCCCCGUAGUAUUACAGUAACAUGCGUUUAUCAAACAUCUGUUAUGUAGUUAGAAGUUUGCUAAUUUUCAUCUUCGGACAUAUGAGUAGCUCAGUAAGUACUCACAUCACAAUCUCAAUCACAUGCUAAACGUAAAAAUCAUCAUCAGCAUAUUAUCUCUUUCAAACAGCGUAAAAUUUACAUCAGAUACACGCUUAUUACAACAUCAGCUCAAGCUAACAUCACAUCCUACGUAUUCAUUGCAAAACAUCAACUCAUUUUAUUAGUAACCCAACAAACACACACAUCUUCUUCUGAUUAUGACGUAAAAGAUCUCGAUUCCCAUACCCAUAUACAUCAGUAGUCUUCUACACAGUAAGAGCCCCUCCCACGACAUCACGGGCGGUCCCUGCAUAAUCUUAAAUAUCUUCACCAAUUAACCUAGUAGGACCUUAACAAUAUUUAUCACCAUGACAACUACACGUGCACACAAUUUUAUCUUCAUGUUUAUUCUUAUCCACACUCGUCUUCUUACGUAUCCACAAAACAGCAUUUAUUCCCCUCUUCAUUUCGCAUUACAUCAACCUCAUGCAUAGGAAGUAAGCUUAUGGCAAAAAUCUAUCCAUCGACGAUUUCAAUCAACAUUCUUCCACUUACCCUACAUCAACACAAUGCAAAACCAAAGAUCAAAUUGCAAUUGAAAUCCAAGCAUCUAGGAUUCAUGACCCACCAUUUGCUUCAAGUAUUUCCCUGGAUUAAGAUCUAUCCGCUUAAGAGACACCGUCUGCACAAAUUGCCGCUUCAUAAGCGCAUCCAUAACCAUGUCUGAGAAAAUUUGAAUUUCAAAAAAGAUUUAUGCCUAU
Amoebophrya sp. A25 is the source of this 1872-nucleotide messenger RNA. Lineage: Eukaryota; Dinophyceae; Syndiniales; Amoebophryaceae. The record is from the annotation of a GenBank genome assembly.